Messenger RNA from Drosophila subobscura, 1501 nucleotides. Its product is annotated as sentrin-specific protease-like. Gene Ontology annotation, cellular component: nucleus. Gene Ontology annotation, biological process: protein desumoylation. NCBI's taxonomy places the organism in Eukaryota, Metazoa, Arthropoda, Insecta, Diptera, Drosophilidae. The transcript is spliced from 3 exons. The record is from RefSeq and is a predicted model, not a curated record. Gene Ontology annotation, molecular function: deSUMOylase activity. Bases 378 to 1223 code for a protein of 281 amino acids.
AUCCAUGUUGACACUUUUAUGCGUUUUUGGUAGCUGCAUUUUUGGUUGAUUUUAUGCUUCCGUUUGGCUCAAUUUUCACCACUUUUGGGGGCGUUUUCGCAGUUUAUUUAUUUAAAUUUAUUGGCUUUGCUUUUGGUUUUUUGCGUGGCUUUGUCGGGGGCUAAGCACAUGACACUUAAAUUUAAAACAAUUGCCAUAAACCGAUACUAUCGGCAGGCCAUGACUUAAUUUUCGCAAAGCAUCAAAGCAGGCCCCGAAGAGUGAGUUGACAUUUGGGAGCCGGCAACAAAUGUUGCAAGAAAUCAAUGCCAGCAAAUAAUUGUCUCUUGUUUGUUACAAACAAUUUUUGGAAAUUGGGAUAAUUUUGAACAUUGAAAAUGAACACCGAAACCGAGCACACCACCGUGGAGAUCUUAGAUUCAUCAGAGGAUGAGCAGGAGUCGGGCUACCAAAGCUACCAAACCGAACACACCACCGUGGAGAUCUUAGAUUCAUCAGAGGAUGAGCAGGAGUCGGGCUACCAAAGUGUGCUAGAAGCCGCCACAAUUAUUUGUUCAAGCGAUGACUCCGAUCCGGAGGAGGAUGAUCGGCUGCUGGUUGGCCAGGACUCGGACAAGGUGGUUGAAAGGUUUAAGCUGACGAUUUACCGCGAGGAUCUGCGUAGGCUGGCCCCCGGGUGCUGGCUGAAUGAUAACAUUAUCAAUUUCUACCUCUGCAUGAUUGUCGAACGCUCGCAGGCGUUGGGCCGUCCCUCGGUGUAUGCCAUGUCGACGUUUUUCACAGAGAAAUUGCUGGAUGGCGGUGGCCAUGCCGCGGUGCGUCGCUGGACUCGCCACGUGGAUAUCUUUGCGUAUGAUCUGAUACUCGUGCCAGUGAAUCAGCAUUUGCACUGGACCUUGGCGGUGAUAGAUAUGGCCGGGCAGGCGAUUACGUACUACGAUUCGAAGGCGGGUGAAAAUUACAAAUUGCUAAGCGCAUUGGAGCGAUACUUGUGCGAGGAGUUCGAGGACAAACACGGCCAGCCACUGGACACGAGUUGCUGGACCAAGGAACAUGAUGCAAUGACGCCACAACAAUCCAACAACGAUGACUGUGGCGUCUACCUGUGCCUCCUGGCGAAACAUUUAACCAGCCAGCCACGACCGCGUUUUCGCAACACGAAUGUAGAGGAGUAUCGGAAAAUAAUGAUGUUGGAAAUCUACGAAAAAUGUCUAAGAGGCUAGAGAAAGUUUCGCGGAUUAAAGAACUGAAUUUCCCGUGUUCUGGCAAACAUUUGAAACUGCCAUUUCCCCCUUUGCACAUUGCUUUUUCCUAUUGUUUGUCUCUGCAUAUACCUUUCGCAUAAUUCUCUGUGUUUUUUUGCUUUCUUUUCUGUCUGCAGUUGUUGCUUCUUAUUGUGUUGGCAUCUUUGCAUCAUUUUCCCUCUCCCGGCACUCUUCAGGCGCUUUUCCACUUGAGCAGCGAGCUAUUCUCUGGUUGCACUCCAACGGCGCCUCAAUUC